This is a messenger RNA of Nomia melanderi (Alkali bee), 4991 nucleotides long. RefSeq lists its product as uncharacterized. The record is from RefSeq and is a predicted model, not a curated record. NCBI's taxonomy places the organism in Eukaryota, Metazoa, Arthropoda, Insecta, Hymenoptera, Halictidae.
AAAUUUUGAAAUGUUGCUAGCGUUUCAAUUCUUGCAAGUAAUAAUAUAAUUUUGUUAAGGAUAAAAGUGGUUUUUAAUUAUGACUUGAAAAUUGAAUUGGAAUUUCAAUUUUAGUAAGAAUGCUUUUUGAUCAUUAAUUAUAUUAUAUGCUUGUUUUAGUUUAAUAUCUUAAUUAUAGUGACAGGAUAAUUAAUGAUAUGUUAUUAUUAUUUUAUUAUUAAACAUAUUAUUAUUUGUAUACAAUAAACUGAAUAAAUACUUCAGUUGGCUUUUUAAGAUUUAAGGUAUAAAUUAUGGAACGGAUUAAUAAUUAAAACAAUGUGUGAAUCACGUACGUAAUACUUAAUUGAACGUUAAUUUAUUGUAUAAAUUUACAUUAUUUCAACAUAAAUAUAUGUAUGUAUACAUAUCACUUAUCUGCAAUUUGCCAAGUUUUUACAAUCUCAUGUUUCACAAGUCUUGGAUCAUUGGAAAAUUUAUUGAAUCUUCUGUUAUUUAUGAAAAAAAAACGGAAAGGAACAAGUUUGAUGCAAGAAAUGUUUUCGUUUUAUAUCAAAAUAUCACAUUAGAUACUAAGUUAACAAAUUCUUUUGCUAAAACUUCUUAAAAUUAUAAACAAGAUCUAGUAGAAGACUUCUUCAAGCAAUUUCAAAUAUUUCAGAAGAGAAAUAAUAUUUAAAAACAGUUUAAUUACACAAUGUGACUCAAAAAGUGGACCAUCAUGUUAAGAGAAAUGCAAAUAUUUCUUGCAGAGUAUAUGUUACUCAAUGGAAUUGUAUUAACAAUUGAAAAUAUUAUGAAAAUUAAAGAUCUUUCAAUGAAACAUUAAAAUAAGAAAUUGUUGUUUCAAAUACAUUUUGUAUGUAUAACAAAUGCAUAUCAACAUCCUACUUUAUUAAUUAUUCACAUUGCGUAUACUAGAUAACUGAUUGGUACACAAGUGCCUCUUAAAAGGAAGUAACAAAUGCUGCAAUAUUCGCAUAACAAGCAUUAAUUAUAAAAUCUGAUAAUACUUGUUUGCAUAGAUACACUUUUCUUUUCUUAUUUAAUUUGUUAUCAUCGAAUCGAGUAUAGUGUACAAUUAAUAUUUAUGUAUACGUGUUCAGUUAAUUUGUUUCGCAUCUAAUGAACAUGAAACAGCAUAAAAAGGCGGUAAUAAUGUAUCAGCGAUUACAUAGCAAAUAUAUAUAAAUAUAUAUAUAUAUAUACAUAUACACAUAUACGUAUGCAUACAUGUACACAUAUAUUUAUACAUACAUAUACACGAUUAAAAUCAAAAUGGCAACUCUAGCAGAUAAAUAUUUCAUAAAUAAGAUUUAUAAAUUGUUUAUAAACUUGCAUGCUUGCAUUUCAGAAUCUGUAGUGUUGUAUAUAGAAAAAUAAUUUCAUAGCAAGUUCAUUCUUUCCAGUUGAUUUCUUCUUAAUUACAUGGAAGCUAAUAAAUCACCUGAGUGAAGAUUAUAUACUUUUUAUUUACUGCAUACAAGUGAUUUAUAAGCAUAAUACGAAACGGUUACAAAUUUAACGAAUCACAGAUGUAUACGAUAAAAAUAUUAUGUUUACACUUUCGUGAAAAAAAUAACAGUAAUAAAAAAUUUUAGCUAAAUAUUAAUAUAAUAUUCACACAGGUGAUAGAUAUAUAAACGCAUUUUCUGUUACAUUUGUUCAUAUGCAACAUUAACUUUUCAAAUAGAAUAAUUAACAUUCCCAAUUACAAUAGAGAAUUUCUUUCCGAUCUUUACACUUCUUAAAAACCACGUUCUCCACAUGGGGACAUCAUUUUAAUAUUUAAAUUAUAAAAAAAAGAGAUAAUGAAAAACAAAAGCUUUAUAUAGACAUAUUAUAAUAUACUUCACUUACGUAUAAUAAUAGACUCGAUACGGUUUUAUUGAACAUGCUGUAUGGCAUUUUUUAGGAAUUGACAUGUGAAUCCGAAGAAAAUAAUUAAAAUUCUCGUUUUCUUGUACAAUCGCUGCAUCACUGUCCCUCUAAAAUUCCACGACAUCAGAGAAACACACACGACAAACACGAAACAGAUAACUCUCGAAUCAGUUGAAAAAAUAACGAUUUCAAUAAAACGUUAUGUUACACUGUACAGAUAUUUUCUAGAGAUACAAUCCAGCUAGGCCUUGGCCUGGCGUAUCAUAUAUUUUAAUAACUAUUCACAACCGAAUGAGGAGACAAGUUAGAAGCUUAGCUAAUCAAAAUCAAAUAUUUCGUUCAAUUGUCACUAUAUAGUACAUAUGUUCUAUGUUAAUUAAUUUGCAGUGUACAAGUUUACAAUGAAACUGUACGGGUGUGGAGGAGUAUCUGACGGUCAUGUUUUCCAACAAAAUUGUUUUCAGUUUAUCAUACAUACGGUUAAUGCUCUCUCAAUUGGUGCAUUAAAAAGAUAUCAAAGAAUAAAAGAUAUUCAGAUGCCUCUUUCAUCUUUUUCUGUCUAGCAGGCAAUUUUUGUCUGCGUCAUUGAGACUAUACUCCUACUACCUUGCUGCAGGCAUCUUCUCAAGAAAAUCUUGUUCAAUUACUGUCUCCAAUUGUGUGACAUUUAAUGGUGUUUGAGUGUCACUCGAUCUGCGACUAAGUGUCGUAAAAAAAUAAUGCAAAUCUUGCAAUGAACGAAUAUUGUUGGAGGUUAGAAGAAGUUCCCCUGGUAUUACGCUUACAGAGCUUGACUCUUGUUUAUACUGCAACAAAAUAAACUUUUAACAAUUCAUUGUUUCAGUUGACUUCUUUUUCCUUAAUAUUGAAUUUAAGGUCAUAGAGUUACAUCUUAUGAGAAAUCUCAAUUGUAAUGAUACAGAAUUAAACAUUUAAUACUCUGUUAUUCAUAAAUAAAAAAUAAUAAAUGAAACACAUGACUUUCCUGUCAAAGCAGAUGUGCAACCCUUUCAAUUAUAAUAGUUCUUUCUUUCUUUUUGAAUAAUUUACAUUGUAUGUUAAAUAUAAUUUAAGCACUGAACUUUCAGAAUACAGGGUUAUUGGCAUAGUUUCAAAAGUAAACUAUGUAUAUAUAUUUCACAUGCUGCCAAAAUAAGUAUUUCAUCAGUGAAAGCGUCAAAAGCAGUGUAUAAGUUAAAAGAACUGUUUGAAGAACAAAUGAAUGAUAAAAAUAGAAACUAUAGGAAGCUAGUUUCCUUUUAAUUUUGAUUAAAUUAAUAUAAUAUAAAAUAUUAUAAUCCAUAGUUCAAAUAUGCAUGAUAGAAUUCCAACUUAAAUAUAACUUGAAAGAAAUUUAAUUGUGUUUAAUUAGAGACAGAUGUGCAAGUGAAGUUACACAGUGCUAAUUAAGUACAUUUGUAUGUAAUAAUAGUAAAAGAACAUAGACAGUCCACUGUCAGUCAGUUUGAUAGUGGCCAUGGCAGUGACUGGACUAAGAGCAAUUGCUUGUUUCACCCUUUAUCUUACAGUAGCAAUAGAUGCUCAGUAUUCAGAUGAUUCUGACUACAAAGACUUAGAAUUUUAUGAAGAAAUGCCAAUCGGUUACGUUGGAAAUUUCGAGAAUGAUCAUUUGAGCAUUGUUCAGGAUGACUAUUAUAUGUUAAAUGAUUUUGAGGAUGCGGUUCCUCGUGGCCGCAGAUGCGAUAUUUGCCCUGACGUGCAUGACAAUGUGGAUCUUUCUUAUAAAAUCAUUGAUGAUAUUCCCAAAAAAGAUAGGGCGAAUGACGUUCAAUUAGACUGGUAUAAACCUCAUAGAAUAUACCGAUACACUAAACACAGAAUUCCAGGAUAUGAUUAUGAAGAAAUUGAUCAUGUGUUUGCAAGAAAUCCUCAACAGUGUGAUGAUAAAUCCAUCUGGACUCAUUGUGUCUGUCGGUUCACAUGUACUGAACCAGAUGUAGUAGACUGUUAUUCGCCAUGCAGAAGCGGUUGUGAAUGCAAAGAAGAAUAUGUCUUUGAUGACAAAACGAAAAGAUGUAUGUUACCAGAAGAAUGUCCAAAAGAUGAGGAUUAUAUUGAUGUAUAAAAACUUUGUGCCUUUAUUAAUUCUGCUGUGAGUCCCAGUUCAGUUGCACAUCUAAGAUUACAUUGAGAAGGAAAAAAUUUGCUAAACUAUUAAAAAUUGUCUUACACUUUUGUUAAAUACAAACAUAAUAGAGUCAAGCAAUUUGUGAGUCUCCUCCCAUCUUUCUUUUAAAAUGCAUAUAAAAUUCUACGAAAUAAUAGUUAAAAGAAGAAAAUAACAAAUGUAUAGACAUAUAAUUUUAUCCCAUUUGAUUUAACAAGUACAAAUAAUUAUAGCAAUAUGUCUACCAUUUUGACUGCACUUUCAGCAUUGCUAAUACUUUGUACAACGCAACAGAGCAUUAAAUUUUCAUUUUAAUAAAAUAAUAAAAAAUGUUGAAACAUCCUUUUUCCUACCUUGCUGUCCAUUAAUUUUGCUAUUCUUGUAAUAUGUGGUACAAAAUCAGAUGACAAAUUAUUGUUAUCCAUACAUCCUGCUGCAGAGUCCCCCACAAAUGCCCACCUAUACCUAUACAAAAAUGUUAUAUUUAUCGAAAUUUUUAUAAUCAUGAGAAAGAAGAAAAAAAAUUCUGUCACUUACAUUUGAAAUUGAGGAAGUUUAUGUGCAGGUAGGAGUAAUGCUAGAUCUAAUAAUUUAGCAGCUGCAAGCUGCAACUGUAACCAGUGUGGAUGACCAUGUGCCUGAAGUCCAUUGCUAACAUUCACAGCCCACGAUGAAUCCAAAGCAGAAAGAAGUUUUAUGUGUGAACUAUAUAAAUACAAAAGGUACGGUUUAAAAAAUAGCACUUCAAUGAAAGGUUAUAGUUCAUUUUUUGAGAAAAUAAUUGCAACAUAUUGCAUCAAAAGCAAAAAAAAACGACAAACACAGAACCCUUCGAAUUGUUGUAACUACUGUUCCUGAAUGCUACAAAAUGUUCUGAACAAAUAUAACAUGUCUCAAUUUCUUUCCAAUUUGAAAUAAAGUACCUAGGAAUUUUUAAACUAUCAUACACUUUGCUCCAUAAUUAAACUGUGUACACUGCAAU